Molecule: messenger RNA, 4210 nt
Organism: Anopheles coluzzii
Lineage: Eukaryota; Metazoa; Arthropoda; Insecta; Diptera; Culicidae
Exons: 13
Coding region: 39-3911 (1290 amino acids)
Biological process (GO): regulation of transcription by RNA polymerase II
Cellular component (GO): nucleus
Molecular function (GO): RNA polymerase II cis-regulatory region sequence-specific DNA binding; DNA-binding transcription factor activity; zinc ion binding
Source: RefSeq, a predicted model, not a curated record
AGCGCAUUGUUUACACACAGUUUACGGGCAGCUUCGCAAUGGAAAACGGCGCUCCGCCAAACUUGCUGCUCAUUUGUCGCUUUUGUCUGUGUCGGGACGAUAAUUGCUUGGUUCCUGUAAAAAUCCUCACAGAUUCUUCCAUCACCCUGGAGGAAAUAGAUCAUUUUACCGGCAUUUUGAUCGAUACAGAUGAAGAUUCCACCGUACGGGUGUGUGUUAAUUGUAUCAUCAAGCUGAAACAGUCUGCCGAGUUCCGGAAGGCAUGCAUUAGCAAGGAUGUGCUAUUCCAACAGCUGCACGUGCUCGUUGCCUCAACCGGCGAACCGGAGGUAGACACCCCAACUGACACUCCGGACAAUAUCGAUUCCGAUUCAGCGAAGCAACAGGUCAGCGACGAGCCGUACGAUGACAUCGGCAAUCUCGAGGAUGAAUCCAGCGAUUAUCUCGAAGAGGAAUUCAUUGUUGAGGUUAUCCAGCACGGAAAUGAGGAAUUGGAUAACGCAAAUGUCGUAUCGGAACUGCACGAAAAACAGCAAGAAGAGUUUAGUAUCGAUGAGCCUGUGACGGAAGAUACCGAUUUCUUCUACUCGGCCAACUACAUUGUUCCGGGCGAUCCGUCACUGUCAGACGAAAGCGAAAUUGGCGAAGAUGGUUGGUUCCACCGUGCGCAACCGACCGAUAGGCAAAUCCUUUCGCCCACUCCAGCCACACAGCGGGUAAAAGGUGUCAACGAGGAGCAAGUUUCAUCCCCCCGACCGACCGAACCACGGGCACGGACGAGACCGAAGAAAAAGCAACGAAAAUAUCUGUGCGACACGUGCGGUGUACUGAUCAACGAUCUGCCCCGACACACGCUGAACCAUUCCAAGCUUAUCAAACACGCCUGCCCCCACUGUCCGGUGGAGAUGGUGGAAUACUCGAACCUGCUGCGGCACAUCGAGGCAGUGCACGAGAAGAGGAUACGCAAAUCGUGCGAACUGUGUGGCAAAGGAUUUACGCACAAUAAUUCCCUCGUGUCGCACAUGGUCGUGCAUCAUGGCAUCGGUGACACGCACAAGUGCAAAGUGUGCCCGAAGGUGUUUCGGCACGCGAGCGGCUUGCGAGGGCAUGUGAAAAAGUGUCACAGCAAUGCGACCAAAUUUGAGUGCAGCUUAUGCGGUGCCUUUUUCUCCUCAAGGUAUGAUCUGAAGAAACACGGCCGAUCGCACUCGUCGGAGCGACCGUACGAGUGUAGCGAAUGUGGCAAACGUUUUAAAAGCCAGUAUGCGAGGCGAAUCCACGAACAAGCUCACAGUGGGCUCCUCUACGAGUGCGACGUCUGCCGUAAACCGUAUCGCUAUAAGGCUCUGAUGAGAAUGCAUAUGAAACGAACGCACCCGGAAGUGCUGGUAGAAAAUGAGGAUACGGUACCUGCCAGUAGCGCGUAUAUUGACGAAGAAUAUCUUAUCCCAAUAGCGGAAGCGCCAGACUUUUCGCUGGAGAUAGAGGAUGUAGCACGGUUCACCGGGAUAGACAUAAACGAGGACAACAAAACGGUGUACGCCAUGUGCUUGGAGUGUACGGAAAAUCUAAAACACACCGCCAUAUUCCGGGACACCUGCCUGGGCAAUGAUGCCCUCUUCCACGAGCUGUACGAUGCGAUGGUUUCCAGCGUGAAGGAAAUGUACGGCGAUACGAUUGAAUAUUUGGACAGCGAUUUCGAAGACUUUGCAGAGGAAGUGAAACCGGUGGAUACGGUUGAGGACGUUCCGAUGAAGAUUGAGAGUUUGACCAAAAUAGAGACUUUGGAGGAAAUUGAGAUUUUAGCGAGUCCACAGCAGAGACCAGAGCCGACCUUCAUUCAGCAGAAGCAUUGUCCGGUGGUACAACCACAGCUACCACAGGAGCAUUACCGUGCGUACAGUCCGCCAGCUGCUUCCUGCAUUAGCAAUGAUGAGUCGAUCGAGUAUGUGUUCGCCGACGACGACGAAAAUUUCGCCCACUCUGCCAACUACAUUGAAAUCGGUGAGCCAAUGUCCUAUGAUGACCUCUGGAUGGUAGACUAUAAUGAGCCGCCCCGCCGUAAACGUAAACAGCGCGUCAAAAAAGGAUCGUUCGUGAAGCGAACGGAAGGCAUCCCGGAACCGCUGGUGAACGAUGGGUACGAGAUGGAACCAAUUUUCGCACCAAUGCCGACACCGACGCCGAAGGAGGACGACUGCUGGUUAUUGCAGGAGCGCCCACGCGUCAAAAGGAAGCGACACCUCUGCGAUGAGUGUGGUGCCUUGACGAACCAUCUGAAAAGCCACGUCCGGUACCAUCGGGACGAAAGGUUGGAAGUGUGCCCGCACUGUCCGGCUACGUUCAGGCACGUGUCCAAUCUACGAGGCCACAUCCAGCAGAUACACGUCAAAAAGAUAUGCAAAACAUGUGAAAUAUGCGGCAAAGGCUUCAUCCAUCACAAAACGUACCGAUAUCAUAUGCUUAACCACGCGAACGAGGGCAAAAGGUUCGAAUGCAAGGACUGCGGGAAAUCGUUCAGCAAUGAAAUAUAUCUGCGCGACCAUUACAACAGGCUACACAAUAUCACGAAAACACUUCUCGCAAUCGGCAUGGCGAAAGCAGUGCGGGAAAUACACAAUAUCUGCCGAUUGUGUUUGUGCCAGGACGAGCAGCUGCUGAGACCAUUAACGAGUAAGCUGGACACCUUGCUUAAGAUAGAAGAUGUAGAACGAUUCACCGGAAUUAAGAUCAACGUAAAGGGAAACAUCUCAUACGCGAUCUGUUUCGCGUGCACACAGAAACUGACAGUGUCGGCCAAAUUUCGCCAAUGCUGCCUCAACAAUGAUGCCCUCUUUGAAGUGCUUUCCGGUGUACUGAUCGCUAGCACGGAGGGGUUACAAUCCGAAGAGGCUGUUGGUGAAAAAAGCGAUUCCCAGCAAACGAUCACCGAUGACGACGACGACGAUGACGAUUAUGAGUAUGAGCAAGUGUAUGAAGAGGAAGAUGAAUCGGUGUUCAAGCGCGCCGACGGUACGGGCCAGCAGGAGUACUCAUACACGCACCAGGAAGAGGAAAGUGAUAGCGAUACUUCGUACGUCGAGCCGGCCAACUACUCGGCGAACUACAUCGAUCCCGGCACACAGUCCGACAGCGAUGAGUGCGGCAACCCUGGUGCCGGGCCAAUCCUAUACAAAUGGUCAGUGGUCCAGCGGGCGGCAGCUGCGAGCACGGUCGAGCAUGACGACAGUUCAUCACAGGCGAGCGAAAUUUGUACGAUGCGCACGAGAAAGUCGUACAAACAGCAGCAGCUGUGUACCAUAUGCGGGAAGCUGGUGACCAGCCUGUCCGUGCACACCAACUCCGUGCACAAGCAGGCGCGGGUUCACGCCUGUCCGCACUGUCCGAUCGCCAUGACCAACAAAGGCAAUCUGGUCAAGCACGUGCGUGCGGUGCAUCUGAAGCUGCUCUGCGAACGGUGCAAACUGUGUGGCAAGGGUUACACGAAUAGGAAUUCGCUCAAAUCGCACAUGCUCGCCCAACACGGCAUCGGUGAGCGGGCAAAAUGUAAGCUGUGCCCAAAGCAGUUUAAUCAAAAAUCGGCCCUGCACGACCAUAUGAAGCGCAUUCACUCGAAUGUACGGCCCUUGGAGUGUGACAUCUGUGGCAAACAGUUCAAAGUGAGACGGGCGCUGCGAGUGCACAAGAGCGUCCACUCGGACGAGCAACCGUACGCGUGCGGCAAGUGUCCGAAGCGGUUCAAAAGUAGGCACGCGCGCAACAUCCACGAACGCACGCACAGCGGUGUGCUGUUUAAGUGUGACCUGUGUGGCAGAUCGUACCGCUACAAAUCGCUACUAAAUAUGCACCUGCGCAAGACGCACCCGGAGCUGGUGGCUGAGAAAGAGCAGGACGAGCAGCAGUUGGGCUAGGAAUGAUGGGUAAACCGAACAGAGAAAGAAAAAAAUAAAUGAGUCUAAAAUCGGAAAUCGCUUGCCCAAAACGUGCAGGUCGAAAUUGUAUACAAACGUCGUGGUGCUUUCAAACAGGAAACCGUUAUUACUAAUUUUCCUAUUGGAAAUAUCCAAAAGAACAGCAGCAACAGUACAAAUUAGUUUUUUGGUGAACGUGACUCGCAACUAAUCCGUCGCCUGUUUGCACACUACGCGGUUCGAUAACGUAUCAAAACAUUGAUAUAAUUGAUGGUCCUAAACUUCCCCCAUAUUUGUAU